GGUCAAGUGGUGCAGAAGGGGAUACACCGAGUUUCUGAAAUCUGGCGUAGAUUUUGGUUCCCUUUUAAAAAAGGAGAAUGAGGAGGCGGAACAUUCCUCAGUGUCAGGAACUCCAACACUCAGGAAACGAACCUUCUCCGAGUCCUCAAUUUGGUCCCAACAGUCGUCCAGGCCCUCUUUGAAAGAUGGGGCUCCAGAGGGCCAAGACACAGAAAAUGCACAGGCCGUGCAACCAGAGGAGAGCCGUUCAGAAGGGAAGGUGGGCUUCAAGGCCUACAAGAAUUACUUCACUGCUGGUGCAUCUUGGUUUUUCAUCAUUUUCCUUAUUCUGCUCAACAUGGCAGCUCAGGUUUUCUAUGUUCUUCAGGACUGGUGGCUUUCCUACUGGGCGAACAAGCAAGGUGCUCUGAACAACACCAAAAAUGAGAAUGGAAAUGUCACUGAGACCCUAGAUCUUAACUGGUACUUAGGAAUUUAUGCAGGUUUCACUGCCAUCACAGUCCUUUUUGGCAUAGCAAGAUCCCUGUUGGUAUUCUAUGUUCUUGUCAACGCUUCCCAAACUUUGCACAACAGGAUGUUUGAAUCAAUCCUGAAAGCUCCAGUAUUGUUCUUCGAUAGAAAUCCAAUCG
Messenger RNA from Onychomys torridus (southern grasshopper mouse), 629 nucleotides. Its product is annotated as multidrug resistance-associated protein 4-like. The annotation marks the transcript as partial. Gene Ontology annotation, biological process: transmembrane transport. Gene Ontology annotation, cellular component: plasma membrane. NCBI's taxonomy places the organism in Eukaryota, Metazoa, Chordata, Mammalia, Rodentia, Cricetidae. The record is from RefSeq and is a predicted model, not a curated record. Gene Ontology annotation, molecular function: ATP binding; ABC-type transporter activity. The transcript is spliced from 5 exons.